AUCUUGAAUCUUCAGCCUAUAUCCCAAGGGGCAAGGAAGGAUGUUUCCCUGUUGCACUUUCCUAGUGCUGUCCUGUCACUUUAAAUGGCCAGAAGUCUGGGGCUUCAAGUAUUUCCCUAGUGGAGACUGUUCCAAGAGACUGAGAGCCUAGGAGCACAAAGUGUAGCACAUUGUUUGGCCUAACUACUGUGUGUGUCAUAGAUACUGUUGCUUCCUAACUUCAGCAUUUAAAAAGCUGUAAAUUAACUUUGAAUUUAACACCAUGAGCCAAGUCACAUCACUGUAACUCAGGAGGCAAGCCCCUUUAUUCUGAGCACUUUGGACUGGGGGAGGUCUUCUCAAAUUAGCAGCCAUGGAACUUCCUGUGCGGUUUCAGACAGAACGUCAUAAAGUAACUAAAACUUCCUCUUUUGGCUUGCAUUCUCCAUCUUCUGUCAGGACAGCCAGAGGGACAGAUAUUUACUUCCUGGAUAUUCAUAUAUAGAGGAUCAGAUCAGACAGAACGGAAAAGUCUUUUCCAGCUCUCCUGCGUCUUCCCAAACAACUACAGAUCCAUUGGUUUUUCAUCAAAUGCCAUCAUCUAUCAUAGGCCACUGAAGAAAAGCCUACAAUUUCCACACUCACCAUCCUCUAGAAAUGAGCAAGCAGGAAGUGACUUACACAGAAGUGAAAUGUCACACUUCUGAGCAGCAAAGGAGACAAAGACCUGGGAACUCUGAGAGCACAGAUUCUCCUACUCCAUCUUCUCCCUGGUGGAUCAUUGCAGUGAUUCUGGGGGUCCUCUACCUGGUAUCACUAGGAGCAGUGGUGGCCUUGAUUGCCAAGUUUUUCCAGGACUCCCAUCCAUCAGAAAAUUUUAGCCAGCUGGGAAAUGCAUAUCAGCAGCAACAGACUAAAACUCCCGGUCAAAAAUCACACAAGGAAACCGGAGGAAGUAAAUUCAGCCCUUGCCCAGGGAACUGGAGGCAGCAUGGAGACUAUUGUUAUCACUUUCCUACAACAUGGAAAACUUGGCAAGAGAGUAAAGAUUAUUGCCUUUCUUUAGGCUCCAACCUUCUUAAGAUUGAAAACAAGGAAGAACUGGAUUUCAUAAAGUCAGUGACAUUUACUUACCACUGGAUUGGAUUAUCUCGUAAGACAGACAAUGAGUCCUGGGUGUGGGGGGACGACACAGCUUUCACCAGUGACUUGUUUACGGUCACCCAACAUGGUACUCUACAGCAUUGUGUACUUUUCCUCAAUAGAGGAGCCAAGUCCGAUUCUUGUGACGAGCGAAACCCCUGUAUUUGUGAGAAGAAGGCAGUUCACACAGACCCCACUGCAAUGGCAGAGGAAGGAUGAAAAACCACGCCAAUCCCUUGCUGGUGCAUCUUGAUUCCUGAAGACAAAGAUAAUGUUUGAAUUAACACCCGUCCCUUGGUCAAUAUAUCACAUUUGAUGUUUACUGCCAUUUACAGUCAUUUUCAGAAACUUUGCUGUGAUCACAGAAAUGUUGAAUAUUUGCAAAAAGAACGUAGGUAUUCAGAAUUAGCAAUAUCAGCUUCAUUGAUAAACCCCUUCCCUUUGGACUGGUGAACAGCCAAUCAGAGCACCCUCGCAACUCUCUCAUUAGCCCAAACUGUGGUAUAUUUAGCCAUGAAGCUGUGACACCAUUUUUUCCCUGUGUAUUGAAUUUCUAAGAACCCUGCCUUUCCUCAGAGAGAGCAGCCAUUUUGUUCUAAGAGUUACCCCAGCAUGUUAUGGAAGAGGCACGCAUACUGUUGUGGUGGGGGCAUCUCAGGUUCAUUAAGUGGCUUCCCCUAGCCACAUGCCUGAGAGAACACUGCUUGCUUCCCGCAAGGGGCAAGCACCAGUUUCCCUUCCUCAACAUUUAAGGAGACAAGAAUUAGUCCCACGAACAAAUGCUGUAUUCAGCUAUAAACCAACACUUGAGACAAACCCUUGAUUACAACAAAGGGGGUAAUUCAGGACCCUUCAUGGGGAGCACACAUACCUCCAUCCACAGCAAUGGUCCAGCAUACUGAAUACCCAGUGCCUAGAUACAGAGAGAGUUGUUCUGUAACUCAAUUAAGAGUAGAGGUGGGCAUGAAACUUUUUUCCUUUCUUGUGAGAAUUUUUUAGAUUAAAAAAAAAUCCUUUCCCAAAUCAGGAUGGAAUGUCAAAAUCUCUAAUAUUUUCUCUCACCAAAUAUCUGGGAAAAAAUGGAUCAGGUCAAUGGAAAUGUUUUAUUUAGCUUUUGACCAAUUUAAAUAUUUAAUUUUAUUAUGCUACAAUUAUUAACUUAAAUUGCAAAACAAAAAGUCAUUUGACAACUAUUCCAUUGGAAAAAUGUUGAAACAGGACAUUUCAAUAAUUUCCUUUUUUUUUUUUUUCACAGUUCUUUCAAAAUGGAGAAUUUGUUGAAACUGAUUCUUUCUUGUGAACAGUUUCAGGUGUGAGGACUUGACAUUUUCCAACCAAAAACGUUUCGAUGAAAAAUUCCCAACCUACUCUAAUUAAGAGUCCAAAGUGCCCUCCAGCCCCAGUCUCUUGGUUCCAAAUAAGGUGCUUUCUGCUCCGUGUGCUGUUCACUGGUGCUUGGCUGUGGUACAAGCUCAGGGAAUCAAUCCCUGCCUCUGCUGCUCUGCCUGGCACCCAUCUCCAUGUACUGGUGAGAACUCCUGGGCUGGGUCUAAGCUGUGCCUCCAGGCUGCUCCUUGGGUCAGUCCCCUAGCCCCAUGUCCAGGCUGUUUGAGCCUGCUCUCUUCUUUAGCAGCAGCAACAUGUGCACAAGCUUCUGCAUGUAUGUGCUUUCUGCACUCCUCGCCUUUUGUUAGGCAGGGCUCAGUCCCUUUACUGGAGUGAUAUUCCUCUCUUCCAAUGAGAGGUGGGAUGGCAGCUGGGAGUCAGGGCAGAGUUUUAUUCCUAUUCCUCUAGCCAACAUCUCUCUGUGGCGAGCUCUUCUCUUCACAUAUCCCCUCAUCAAUCGCAGCUCAGGGGAUGGGACUGGCCUUUUCUCACAGCUGCUGCUCUGUGGAGUGGGGGUUCCACCCUGUACUCUCUGCUGGAGAUUUCAGUUUUGUUCUUUUUUGUUUGUUCAUUCUCUAAAAUAAAACUCAUUUUAG
Molecule: messenger RNA, 3104 nt
Organism: Chelonia mydas (Green sea turtle)
Lineage: Eukaryota; Metazoa; Chordata; Testudines; Cheloniidae
Product: killer cell lectin-like receptor subfamily G member 1
Exons: 7
Coding region: 637-1341 (234 amino acids)
Source: RefSeq, a predicted model, not a curated record